AUGGUGCCGCAAAAGACGUAUCGGCCCCACACUCAGAGCGAUCGCCGCCGCUAUGUGGAGGACGUUGAACUCGAGGCACCCAUUAUGUUCUAUCUGUUGAGUCCGGACGAAUGUGGUGUGCCUCUCCGAGAAGCCUUAAACGGCCGAUUCAUGAGGCUUUCCGGUCGCGAUGACCUGAUGUUUGAGAACCGCGGACCGUCCGUUUCUAUCAGGCUAAUGUGGCCUGGCUAUGCUCCCUGGAGCCGACAGAUUCCGACGCGUGAUUUCCGGAGCCCUCCAGGCCCCAUUACCCGCUCGAAACUGGCGAAGAAUGUGGCGAAGACCAUUCAACGCUUCAUCGAGGAGGUGCAGGAUCGUCCCCUCGAGGAAGACGCUGACACUCGUUGGCGAGUAGGCGCACGCCGAAUAAUCGUGGAUGAUCUCAUCCUUGUCGGGCUUCAGCAUGUGUCCAUGGGCAGUUGGCAGGCUCACCUUCGCCUCCGCCGUCACCUG
Messenger RNA from Postia placenta MAD-698-R-SB12, 492 nucleotides. RefSeq lists its product as hypothetical. Lineage: Eukaryota; Fungi; Basidiomycota; Agaricomycetes; Polyporales; Adustoporiaceae. The transcript has 3 exons. The annotation marks the transcript as partial. The record is from RefSeq and is a predicted model, not a curated record.